This is a messenger RNA of Ixodes scapularis (black-legged tick), 597 nucleotides long. Its product is annotated as integumentary mucin A.1-like. The record is from RefSeq and is a predicted model, not a curated record. Lineage: Eukaryota; Metazoa; Arthropoda; Arachnida; Ixodida; Ixodidae. The transcript is spliced from 4 exons. Bases 1 to 597 code for a protein of 198 amino acids.
AUGAUGUCUAGUCUCACCGUCGUCGUGGUUGGGGUGUUCAUUGCAGUAAUUGCAGUUGCACAAUUAGUUUCCAGCUUUCCAGACAACAGAGAAUCGCAGAAUCUUGGAGAAAUUCUAAUUCGUCGACCACGGUGCAUCCCAUACGGCUGUACCUAUGGACGUUGGAGGAGGCCAGAUGGAACUCUUUGCAGGAUUCGCUACCGCAUCUAUGGAUUUUGCAAGAAUGGGAUUUGCUCUAUUCCAAGGCCACCCACAACUACAGCAAGACCAGUUUCUCCGCCUAAACCUACCCCAACCACCACUACAGCUCCUCCGACCACACCCACUAAAACACCCCCGACAGCUCCUCCGACGACACCCACCCCAACCACCUCAACAGCUCCUCCAACCACACACGCCCCAACCACGAAAGCUGCUUCACCGACCAAACCCACUCCAACCCCAACAACAGCUCCUCCUACCACACCCAUCCCAACCAAGUCCGCAGAUCCAACAACCAAACUCAAUCCAAUCACCACAACAACUCCUCCAGUCAAAUCCACUCCGAUCACCACAACCACUCCGAGCAAACCAACCGCAACAGCUCCUCGUACGUAG